Messenger RNA from Anneissia japonica, 1455 nucleotides. Its product is annotated as spondin-1-like. The coding region runs from base 50 to 1378 and encodes 442 amino acids. The record is from RefSeq and is a predicted model, not a curated record. NCBI's taxonomy places the organism in Eukaryota, Metazoa, Echinodermata, Crinoidea, Comatulida, Comatulidae. The transcript has a single exon.
CUGACGGCGAGAGGAGCACAUACAAAACGUCAAACGUGUGUGCGGUAAGAUGAGUGAUAUUAAAAAUACCGUCAUCGGAAUUUUGAUCGCCGGUUUCAUAAUUUGUGGCAUAUAUCAUUUAAAGUGUAAGUCAACCGAAGAGUCAUGUACCGAUCAGUGUUACAAUGGAGGUAGCUUUAUUCAGGACACCAAGACAUGCACCUGUGCUAAAGGAUACGGUGGACCAUGUUGUGAGUUUAAGACCCAGAUGUGUCACAUUGGUCAGUGGUCUGAGUGGACGCCUUGUACCAAAAUGUGUGGUCCUGGUGGUAUCCAGUUUAGAAGUAGGGAGAAUGAUUGUUUCGACUUGCAACACUUUCUUAACUAUACUUCCGAGCAAAGAGCUUGUAACGUUUAUUGUUUUUAUGGGGAAAUUCCAUCGAAUGUUAGCAACGAAUGUAUCUGUCAGAGCGGCUACGGCGGCGAAUGUUGCGAGUGUAAGAUACAAGACUGUGAACUCACCCCAUGGAGCGAGUGGUCAGCAUGCACGCGGGUGUGUGGACCACAGGGUACGCGAUUUAGAACACGUAAUGUGGCCAAACCGUCUGCUUGUGGUGGAUCCACGUGUCCCGGGAUCCUUACCGAGAUAGAGGAGUGUAAUGGGAAAUGUUAUAACAAUGGAACUCUAGAUGAAGGGGACUCAUGCACGUGCCCAGCCGGAUACAAUGGACAGUGCUGUGAGUGCAAGAUUCAAGAUUGUGUUAUGACCCUGUGGAGCGACUGGUCAGUUUGUUCUCACACGUGCGGGCCACAUGGAACAUCAUUCCGAACGCGUAAUGUCCAAAAUGCAUCUCGGUGUGGCGGAACAGAGUGCUCUGCAAUAUUCACAGAACAAAAGCCAUGUAAUAGGAUGUGCGACAACGAAGGACUUUUGGACAACGAUGCGGGUGAAUGCAAGUGCCCGGACGGAUUCAGUGGUCAGUGCUGCCAAUGCAAAAACGUUGACUGUGAACUUAGCAACUGGAGUGAAUGGUCAACGUGCGAGAAGGCAACGCGUCAAGUACGAUCACGUGACAUCAUAAAACAGCCGGAAUGCGCGGGGCAUCCAUGUGAGGGAUCACUAACUGAAAAUCGUUCUUGUGAAGUAGCAAGUAACAAUUAUGUUGUCCCGAAAUGGUCAGUGUUCGUUGUUGGUGGGUAUUGUGUAUUGAAUACGAUUUUUAUAGUCUCAAUUAUAAUAGUAAUAAUAGUUUUGGGUACUUUAAGUUCAUUAAGCCCUUACAAUAAUUAUUUGAUCAAUAUUCUUUUAACUUUUCAUAAUAUAAUAAUAAUUAUUAUAAUUAUUAUUAAUAAUUUCAUAAUGAUACAGGUGAGUCGAUUGCUAGUGUUUACAUACUAAAGAUUUAGUAGUUUUCAUUUAUGGUUCCAUAAGCUUCUACUGACUGAGCAGCGCUUAACUGUAAUCCGAGCCCCCAC